GCUUGGACGAAGAUUGAGGUGGCGGCUUAGGGAUAGGCGAUGGGGAAAGACUACUAUCGCAUUCUGGGCCUGGCCCGUGGAGCCUCCGAGGAAGAUAUUAAGAAGGCGUAUCGGAAGCAGGCGCUGCGCUACCACCCGGACAAGAACAAGGAUCCUGGCGCCGAGGAACGCUUCAAGGAGAUAGCCGAGGCAUACGACGUACUCAGCGAUCCCAAGAAGCGCGACAUCUUCGAUAAGCUCGGAGAAGAGGGGCUAAAGGGAGGUGGUCCCAGCUGCAGCAUGGGAGGUCCCAAUGGCACCUCAUUUACCUACACCUUUCAUGGAGACCCUCAUGCCAUGUUUGCAGAGUUCUUCGGUGGGCGCAAUCCUUUUGAUACCUUUUUUGUGCAGAGGAAUGGAGAUGAAGACAUGGAUGUCGAUGAUCCUUUUGCAAAUUUUCAAAGCUUUGGAAACAUUGGCUUUACUCGCACUCGUGGAGGCCAUGAAAAUGUGCGCAAAAAACAAGACCCUCCUAUUACUCAUGAGUUGAGAGUAUCCUUGGAGGAGAUUUAUACUGGAUGCACCAAGAAAAUGAAAAUUUCCCAUAAACGUCUUAAUGCGGAUGGGAAAACCACACGUAAUGAAGAUAAGAUCCUCACAAUUGAAGUAAAACGUGGAUGGAAAGAAGGAACAAAGAUUACUUUCCCCAAAGAAGGAGACCAAACGCCAAACAACAUUCCAGCUGAUAUUGUCUUUGUUUUAAAGGACAAGCCACACAGCAUUUUUAAGAGAGAUGGAUCUGAUAUUGUAUACCCAGCCAAGAUCAGCCUCCGUGAGGCUUUGUGUGGUUGUACUGUGAAUACUCCAACACUCGAUGGUAGGACCAUACCAAUGGUAUUCAAGGAUGUCAUUAAACCUGGAAUGAAGCGAAGAAUUCCUGGAGAAGGUCUUCCAUUUCCCAAGAAUGUAAACCAGCGAGGGGAUCUUAUUAUUGAGUUUGAUGUAAGAUUCCCGGACAGAAUUCCACAGGCUUCUAAAAGUGUCCUAGAACAGAUCUUGCCAAUAUAGUGAGAUUUUCAGUGAAAAUUGGACUGAAAUGCCUCCAAAGCAGAGGAUUUUUGGACUAUCAGGAUUUCAGGGUCUCUUUUGGCAAGAGAGUCGGGGAGUAACUUCAUAUUGCUAAAAGUUUUCCAGAGAAUCCAAAUCUUGCAAGCUGUGUAUUGCAUUCAUCAGUGACUUUAGCCCCGAGUUGUCAUUGCUCUUAUACCAGUGAACAGCCACUGAUGGAAGGAGUUGGCAAAACAUCUUACACGGAUGACAGCCAAUCACAGUUUACUGCCUUCACUUGAUUGGCUAGCCCUACUUAAGGCAUGUCAUGUAGAACUUCCACUGGAAAGAAUAAGUCUCAAACCUGAAACUGGACUUCAUAGUAAACUUCUUCAAUCUCUUGUCUUUGCUGUACUGUAUUGUCUCUUGUACCAUUCUACACUUAGCUCUUUUACAGUGGUUUAUCUCUGAUAUUCCUUUAACCUAUUUUCUCACUGCUCUGAGAGGUAUCCUUCCUAAAUAGUGCCAUGCACUGUUUCUCCUAAAAUGGAAACAAUUUGCCCUUUCAGAAAGGGAAGUGCAAUACAUUCUUCUCUCUUAAGCCAAUAGCACACUAGGUAAUUAUUAAAGUAUAUAAAGGUGUUUAUAGGUUUUUUCAUUGAAACUUAUGGUUUCUAGUUUAUAGCUCUUCUACAUAAGCACUGAUGGCUGUAGGUCAUUUUGUCUGUUUUUAAAGGCUGGUAGAAUAUCAGUGCCAUAGUUGAAGGCUUAGCUAAUAAACAUUUCAAAGGGCUUGAUUUUUUUUUCAAAAGAAAGGACAGCUCCAGGAGGUUUUCUCCCCAGAAAAGAGCUGUUUUUCUAGUAGAAGUACAUCCCCUUACAUAAAUUGAUGAAAAUAUUUAUAGAAUGAAAAAUUGACAGUCCCAAGGUGCUUAACUGAAGCAAGACAUGAGUCGUGGUGGGUAAUAGCCAUGAAACCCAAGACAAUGAAGACAUUGUAAACCUUGUAAAGGAUCUGGUUGGAAAACACUAUAAACAUCCUGCAUAAUUAAAGACUAAAAAUGGAAUGUAUGGAUAUGUUCCAGAAUUUGAAGGUGGUCUUCAGCUUGAGCAGAAAGUAAAAUGCAGCUUUUCUGUAACUGAACUCAAAGAUUGUUUGCUGUCUGCAGGCACUCUGUUAAGCUAUCUGAGCUUGAAGAAGAAUUAGACUAGUAGUGAAUAUUAGUGAAGAAACUGAGAUUGCUAUAGUCAGAGCUGGUCAGUGUCUUCUGCUCAACUUCUUUUGUAAGAUUACUUCCAAUUCUUUCUUCAUGGUCAUAGUGCUAGCCUAACAGACCACCUAAGGAUGUUAGGGUAGACUCUACCUUAUCUUGCCAUAUGGUCAUAAUCACAUCACUACAGAAUUCUCAAUUACUAUAAUUACUGCAUGAAUCCUCUUGUGUAUUUUUGUAAGGAUUUUAUGGGCAUGCAUUCUAGGAAAUAAUGCUGUGAGAUUAUAAAAGAAUCUUGCCCCUCGUGCUUAAAGAUUGUAGAUUUUGCUGUGGAUCUAUAGAAGCCUUGUGCUUUUUGAUCCUGAACAGAUAUGUGGGAGGAUAGAAACGAUCACUCUAUGGGUCUUUUAUUUUGCCAAACCAGUCAGACUUGCUUAUCGUUUGGUAGUUUCUCAAGCUGUUGGUCAUCCUGAGGAGCUACUCCUUACUUCCAUUGUCAUUUUCCCUUUAUUUUUGUUUGCUACAUGUACCUCUCUUUUUCUCUUGUGCCCUUUUUUAAUGGUUUGGUAGGUUGUACAUAAAAGGGAAUUAUCCAGCUGACAACUAAAUAGAACACAUUAGUGCCUUGCACAGGUAAGUCUCAGUAAUUCUUACAAUGGCCCCUGUAAGAUAAAAUGAAGAGCUGUGCAUUGUAGGUAUAUAGGUUCAAUUAGGAGAAUAUUGGCUUACCUAAGAAAGUAUCUAGGGUGCUUAUGGCUGAGAAUGCUUCCUGGCUCGCUGUCUUAACUGAGAUGUUCUGUCUGAAUCAUGGGCUCCUCUCUGCCCAUGCUGUGACAAAAAUCUAUGAUGUAAUUAGAGGCUUGUAGAAGAAAAUUCACUAUUAGUCUUACUGAAGAUUCCUUAGCACGACAGUCAUCCUGAUGAAAGUAUGGGGCAAUAGUUUCUUCACAGACCAGAGUCAGCACAAAUAAUACGUGUUCCUACCUAAUUUACAGGAGCUGUUUUAUAUAAUGCAAUUACCACAUGCAAGUGACUGCUUUAGGCGAUUACCUAUUUGUGCUUUCAACUCUGCUGGGAUUAUUCUGUAACACUUCCAAGACUGGGCCAGCCUGAUCUUGUAUUUUGAGAAAGAUUGGGACUGAUGGAUAAAAUAGUAAGCACCUUACUUCAAACCUGUCUUUCCUUCCCAGUAUAAUUCAUGCAGAGAAAAACACUAGUAUAGUGAAGAGGACAGGAUUUGACACAAGAGCCAUGGUCAUAAGUGAGGAAAACUGACCUGCACACCCAUUUUGGCCAUAUCAAAAAGAAAUAUAAAAUCAUGCUUUAACGAAUGGUCACUGUAAUGCUAGAUUUUUCAGAGAAGAUUUUGUGCCAACUGUGUGUUGCUCAUCCUAUGUAACAAAUGUACCUAUAUAUUUUGCUGCAUGGAUGUAUGUACCUGGAAGCUGUGGCCAGUUGUGGUUUACUGUUGCAUGUGCAUACAGUGAAAUAGAUGUAUUUGUGCUUUUCA
Molecule: messenger RNA, 3747 nt
Organism: Eublepharis macularius
Lineage: Eukaryota; Metazoa; Chordata; Lepidosauria; Squamata; Eublepharidae
Product: dnaJ homolog subfamily B member 1-like
Exons: 3
Coding region: 40-1047 (335 amino acids)
Cellular component (GO): cytosol
Molecular function (GO): Hsp70 protein binding; transcription corepressor activity
Source: RefSeq, a predicted model, not a curated record